This is a messenger RNA of Rosa chinensis, 966 nucleotides long. RefSeq names its product short-chain dehydrogenase ptmH. Gene Ontology annotation, cellular component: endoplasmic reticulum. The transcript has a single exon. Gene Ontology annotation, molecular function: oxidoreductase activity. The record is from RefSeq and is a predicted model, not a curated record. The coding region runs from base 1 to 846 and encodes 281 amino acids. Lineage: Eukaryota; Viridiplantae; Streptophyta; Magnoliopsida; Rosales; Rosaceae.
AUGAGUGACUCUAAGGUUGUUCUAGUCACAGGUUGUGCCAGAGGCGGGAUCGGCUAUGAGUACUGCAAAGCUUUUGCUGAGCACAAAUGCAAGGUCUUUGCAAGUGACAUCGCCCAACGCAUGGAUGACAUUGACCUUGAGUCAUUGGAUAGUUAUGACAUUGACAAGCUCGAGCUCGAUGUGUCCUCAGAUCAAAGCGUGGAAUCGGCCGUCAACACUAUCAUAUCCAAGUGCGGUCGCAUUGAUGUAGUGAUCAACAAUGCCGGGAUUGGAAGCACCGGUCCUCUAGCUGAGCUUCCGCUAGAGACUAUUAGAAGGGCCUGGGAAAUUAACACGUUGGGACAAUUGAGGUUGGUCCAGCAAGUUGUGCCACACAUGGCGUCACGGCGCAGUGGCAGCAUUGUAAAUAUCGGGAGCAUCGUAGGCAAAGUGCCAACCCCUUGGGCAGGGUCAUAUUGUGCAAGCAAGGCAUAUGUUCAUGCCAUGUCAAACACUUUGAGGGUGGAACUGAAGCCAUUUGGGAUUGAUGUGGUGCUUGUAAUGCCUGGGGCAGUAAGGUCGAAUUUUGGGAGUGCUAAUGUUGAUAGAUUGGCGAAUCAUGAUUGGAAACUCUACAAGGAUUUCAAGGAGGCAAUUGCAGAGAGAGCUGCUGCUUCUCAAGGGGGUAAAGCAACUGAGCCUAGUGUGUUUGCUAGGCAUGUGGCAAAGAAGGUUUUGGGUCCUAAACCACCAAGGCUAAUUAGUUUUGGUCACAUGACUGGUUUGUUUGCUGUGCUUUCUUGCUCUCCACUUUGGGUGAGAGAUCUUUUCCUUUCAACUCGUUUCAACUUAAACAAGAAGUUGUGAGCCUAAGGUUUUAUGUAAUAAUAGCUUUCAGGGCUUAAAACAACCAUAGUUAUAAGUAAAUUUUUUGUUUUCCCAAGUCAGAACCUCAUGUAGACGGAUCAAUGCUCUUAAACAUUAAAA